ACUACUAUUCGAACAACAGUUAACGUUCAUUAGUGGACUGGUGCGGAUGUUCGAUAGCGAUCGUGCGCGUUACACUUGCAAUUAAUCUCGACGUUGUCCAUAGUAGAUCACAGACUGGCUUUCUAGCGGUUCUAAAAACAUCAUAAACAAACUAGGUAAUUGUCUCAACUAUAUCUCAUGGGUGGACUAAUGCAUGCAUUGAUGUGCGAUUUGUUUACAACGCAUCUUCGGUGUUUGAUAACGACAAAGCCGUCCACAAGCUGAACUAAAGUGCAGACAGUAGUGAACCAAGUGAUAAGACGAGGUGACUUUGAUGCUCUGUUUGAGCAUAGUCUCAAGUUUGAUAGCUCUUAAUCAAAUCAGUGUUCAGAAGCGUUCAACUUUGAAUGGCCUCACGUAAUCCAGCAACCGCUACAUAUAACCAGUCUUUGUUCGAACCUGCAGCAGAAAGCUUCACCCACCGCACGAGAUGGAUCGCGUUACAGUUCUGGACGGAGGAUUUGCAACUCAGCUGUCGGUUCACGUUGGGAAGCACAUCGACGGCGAUCCACUGUGGAGUGCUCGGUUCAACGCAACCAAUCCGAACGCGGUGUUCAAAACACAUUUGGACUUCUUAGAAGCCGGAGCCGAGUGCAUCAUGACCAACACCUACCAGGCCAGCAUUGAGGGUUACAUGGAGUAUCUGGAUCUCAGCGAAACCGGCAGCCUGCAGUUGAUCAAGGCAACGGUCAAGCUGGCACAGAUGGCCCGUACCAAGUACAUGGCCGAUAACGAAGUGCGUCGGGUUCCGCUGGUGGUGGCUUCGGUUGGUCCCUACGGAGCUCAUUUGCACGACGGUUCGGAGUAUACUGGUGAAUACGCGGACUACGUGACGGUGGAUACGAUUCAGAAGUGGCACCGUGCACGAAUCGAUGCUUGCUUGGAGGCUGGAGUGGAUGUACUGGGAAUCGAGACUAUUCCUUGUAAGAUGGAAGCCGAAGCCAUGCUGGACAUGAUGACAGAGGACUACCCGCACGUACGGUUCUGGAUAUCGUUCCAGUGUAAGGACAACGCUCACAUCGCUCAUGGUGAAAAUUUUGCCGACACUGUCAGCAACCUGUGGAACAAAGCCAAACUAUUCGGUAAUGAAAACCUAGUGGCCAUCGGAGUCAACUGUGUCCAUCCGCAGUUCGUCACCCCGUUGUUCCGCGCGGUGAACGAAAAGCGUCCCACCAAGGAACGGAUCCCGUUGAUCGUGUAUCCCAACUCGGGCGAAGUCUACAGCGUUGAAACGGGCUGGCAAGGCAAAGAGGAUUGCGUACCUCUGGAACAUUAUGUACCUCAGUGGGUCGAGCUUGGAGCACGCUACAUCGGAGGAUGCUGCCGCACCUAUGCACGUGAUAUCGAACGAAUUAAGCUGGCGGUGAACUCCCUCUAACUGUGAUACUAAGCGCCAAAAUAGAGAUUUUUUUUUUAAGUGUUGCUUAUCUGUGACAAUGCAAUGUAGGAAUUUAAUUCAUCAUAUUUUCGAUUAGUCUUAAGCACGAAUUAACUCGAGAUUAUUUUUACGUUUGUGACGAUUUCUGUUAGUUUUAUUUCAAAUAUAUUUUUUUCUGAACGUU
Messenger RNA from Aedes aegypti (yellow fever mosquito), 1601 nucleotides. Its product is annotated as homocysteine S-methyltransferase. Gene Ontology annotation, molecular function: zinc ion binding; S-adenosylmethionine-homocysteine S-methyltransferase activity. Bases 470 to 1417 code for a protein of 315 amino acids. NCBI's taxonomy places the organism in Eukaryota, Metazoa, Arthropoda, Insecta, Diptera, Culicidae. Gene Ontology annotation, biological process: S-methylmethionine cycle. The record is from RefSeq and is a predicted model, not a curated record. The transcript has 4 exons.